Messenger RNA from Pararge aegeria (speckled wood butterfly), 6434 nucleotides. It is a transcript of the gene vkg, whose product is annotated as collagen alpha-5(IV) chain. The coding region runs from base 54 to 5450 and encodes 1798 amino acids. Gene Ontology annotation, cellular component: collagen trimer. Lineage: Eukaryota; Metazoa; Arthropoda; Insecta; Lepidoptera; Nymphalidae. Gene Ontology annotation, molecular function: extracellular matrix structural constituent. The record is from RefSeq and is a predicted model, not a curated record. The transcript has 15 exons.
CUGCGGGCUCCAACGGUGCGAGGGCGCGCGACCAGUAGUUGUGCGGCGCAGCCAUGUCGGGUCCGGCGCGCGCGCGCCUCUUUGCGAUCCAUCUCGUGCCGGCCGCCCUGCUGCUGUUUCAAUGGAUCCUCUCACCAGUUUCUGCUGUCGUGUGUAACCAGACAUUAUGCAACUGCGAUGGAAUAAAGGGGGACUAUGGCAGCAUAGGUUCUCCAGGAAUACCUGGCCCUCGGGGUGAAUACGGUGAGGAUGGACCUGAAGGACGCAUGGGAAUUUCUGGCGGCCCGGGUGACAGCGGCGAAUGGGGAGAUCCCGGAGAUAAAGGAGAACGGGGAAUAGAAGGUCCAUAUGGAAGAAGAGGAAAUGAAGGACCACAGGGUCCUGCAGGAUACGUAGGAGUGCGAGGAUUCGCAGGACUAGAUGGAUGUAGCGGUAUAGACGGUGCUAUGGGACCAACCGGACCCCAAGGUAUACCCGGUGAUAGAGGACAGCCGGGUCCAUAUGGGGAGAAAGGAUCACAAGGUUUAGCUGGUGAUGGUGGAGUAAACUCCAGAGGUGCAAAAGGAGAACAAGGGGAAACUGCGCGCCCCGGAUCUCUUGGACCUAGAGGACCCAUGGGAUGGAGAGGCGAUAGUGGAAUGCCUGGGGAUGAAGGUGAUCAGGGUCCUAUGGGAUACAAAGGUGAUCCUGGGUACAGAGGAGAUCCUGGUGACGAUGUUCUUGGACCACAAGGUGAAAAGGGAAAUCCCGGAGAAGUGGGAGAACCUGGACGGCCAGCUAGAGUGAUCUACAUCGAUCAAGUUCAACAAAACGUUACUAUAUUAGCGAAAGGAAAUAAAGGUGACAAAGGAUACCGGGGUCCUCAAGGCGUUAAAGGUAUUAAAGGACAACGAGGUUCCGAAGGCGCACACGGAUCUUACGGAGUUAAUGGACCGCAAGGUUAUAAAGGAGAUCAAGGAGUCGAUGGACCUAGAGGAAAACCUGGACAUCGUGGUAGUUUGGGCCCUCCUGGAUUAAAAGGAGAUAAAGGAUGGCUUGGAUAUGAAGGGCCCGACGGUGAAGAUGGCUUACCUGGGCCGAAAGGGGAAGAUGCAAUGCCUGGAAGACCGGGCGAGCAGGGACCAAUGGGCGAACCAGGAAUAUAUGAUGAAAGAUUAAACGAACCACUGUUACCAGGUUCGAUAGGGCCCCAGGGACCAAUCGGUUUUAUGGGACCUAAAGGCGCCGCUGGUUCAGAUGGCUCUCCUGGGUUACCCGGAUUAGUGGGCCCACAGGGCAUACCUGGCGUUAGAGGUAUUCCUGGCAGACCAGGACCAAUAGGAGCCUCGCCUAAAGGGGAACCGGGAAACGAUGGUUACAAGGGAUUACCAGGUCGUCGGGGUCCAAUGGGUUCCACUGGAUUUCCGGGACCUAUGGGUCCCAAAGGAUUCAAAGGAUCAACAGUCGUAGGACCUAUAGGGGAAGAUGGUGAACCGGGCAUGGAUGGCAUACCGGGUAUAAGAGGGGACCGAGGCGAACCUGGUUAUAUGGGUCAACCUGGUUAUCCUGGGCAUGGAGUACAUGGUGUUGGUCCACCUGGAGAAGACGGUCCACCGGGUCGCCCUGGUCAAGUCGGUGAUCCUGGUAGAUCCGGACGCCCAGGAUUUCUCGGACUUAAGGGAGACAAAGGCGAUGACUGUUUCUGUCCAUCAGGUGCGCCGGGUACCAAAGGACACAGAGGCGAUGAUGGGUUUCCAGGUUUAAAAGGAUACCCGGGUCUUGAAGGUUACUCUGGUUUACAAGGCCAAAAAGGAGACGCUGGUUUGCCUGGACUUCCAGGACCAGAUGGUCCCAAGGGUAACAAGGGUCUAGCAGGAAUGGCGGGCCCCCAGGGUCCAAAAGGUAGACAAGGUGAAUUAAUACAACCGCCAUUCUCAUUAACUAAAGCGGAACAAGGGCCACGUGGACCACCAGGUUUUAUGGGUGAUCCUGGACUGCCUGGGGAUAGAGGAUGGCCCGGACUCCCUGGUGGUUACGGCAUAGAUGGUAUGAAAGGUCUCCAAGGCGAAGACGGUGCUGCUGGUUACCCAGGCCGCAACGGGUCACAUGGGCGAAAUGGAUCACCCGGUUGGCCCGGUGCUCCAGCUGAUAUACCGGUCGCUUUUCUGUAUGGACAGAAAGGAGAAAAGGGAAUCAAAGGACAAUUAGGUGAGCCUGGUGACGAUGGACUUAAAGGCGAAGCUGGUGAAGCAUUGGGUUUCGGAGUUAACAUAAAAGGUGUCAAGGGUGACAGGGGACCACGUGGGCCACAAGGUUGGUAUGGCAGGAAAGGUGAACCCGGAGUAAGGGGUUAUGAUGGUCUUCCGGGUAUUCGAGGAGAUGAGGGUAAUGAGGGGAUAACGCAGCAAGGUAUUAUGGGUGCCAAAGGUUUCCCCGGUGACAAAGGUCUUAUUGGCCCUUAUGGGGAACCCGGUAGUCAAGGACCACAAGGAGCUGUCGGACUUCCUGCAGCAAAAGGGCAAAAAGGCUCACGCGGUGAAUUCGGCUUAGCUACUAUAGUCGGCGAAAAGGGAGCAAAUGGAUCUCGUGGAGAUUUGGGUGGCAUGGGCGAGCAAGGAUACUACGGAGCACCAGGAAGAACUGGAUAUUUGGGGCCUAAAGGAGAAACAGGAAUUUCUGGGGAUGAGGGCCCACAGGGACCUUUCGGAGAGAUGGGACGGAAAGGUAUUUCCGGUAAUAUAAUACCAGGACCUCCAGGGGUACCGGGUCAACCGGGGAGACCAGGUUUUCCAGGAAUAAUUGGGGAACCAGGGUCACAAGGCAAUAAUGGAUUAUCAGGCGUACAGGGGCCAAAAGGACUGAAAGGAGAUGCAGGUCGCGCUGGAAAUCGAGGUUGGGUGGGAGAGCGUGGUAAUCCGGGUAGAAUUGGCUUUCCAGGCAGAAUGGGUAGACCGGGAACUAAUGGCGAAAUUGGAGAACGUGGUGAUUUUGGUUUACCAGGGCUUAGAGGUUUGCCUGGAAAAAUGGGUCCUCAGGGACUAGCCGGACAAAAAGGUAUGCGUGGUUUCAAUGGAAAUCCAGGUGAAAUUGGUUUAGAUGGAUUUCCUGGUUUUCUAGGAAUCGUAGGUGAUGUGGGUUUCAUAGGUUAUUCAGGUAUACGUGGCGAAAACGGAACCAGUGGUAUUUUCGGAGAUAGAGGUGAACAAGGCUUUAAUGGAAUGGAUGGCAUGCCGGGCCUACCUGGAUCAAAAGGAAUAAAGGGUGACGAAGGUAGUGUUGGUAUAAGUUAUAAAGGUGCCAGCGGCAGAAAAGGUGAGCAAGGUGUUUAUGGAAGACCAGGCUAUAGGGGAUUACCAGGUGAUAAAGGAAUGGCUGGUUCAUACGGUGACAUAGGCUUACCGGGUGAAAGAGGUGACAAAGGAUAUCGCGGAUUACCUGGUUUUCCUGGAAGAAUGGGUAAAGACGGUCCGAAGGGAAUAAUGGGACCAACAGGCAUACCAGGAAUACGCGGAAAGAAAGGGGAUCUUGGAUAUGAAGGUCAACCUGGAAAAAUAGGACGUCCUGGUUUCCCUGGUGACAUCGGAUUUCGUGGUAUAACUGGCUCUAGAGGUCAAACUGGUAAUAAAGGGGAAAUGGGUGACAUUGGUGAGACAACAUUUUUACCAGCAACGAAGGGCGAAAUGGGUGAUAUAGGAAUGGAAGGAUUUGCAGGCCUUAAGGGUUAUAAAGGAGAUGCUGGAGAUAUGGGACAAUACGGCAUUAAGGGAGAUAGAGGAGAUAUCGGCAUUAAAGGGGAGUCAGGAAUGUGGGGGCAGCCGGGUCUUCCAGGAAUACAAGGUGAUGUCGGUCCUCCAGGCCGACCUGGACUCGACGGUAUUAACCCUGAACGCGGUGAAAAGGGAAAAGCUGCAACAGACGGUCUACCAGGUUGGCCAGGGCCUAUGGGACAAAAGGGUAAGCCAGGUGAAUAUGGUGUUGAUGGCCCUCAGGGAUUCCGCGGUAAGCCUGGGCUUACGUUUCAAGGUCAGAAAGGCACAAAGGGUGACGAUGGUCCACCAGGAAGGCGUGGUAUACCUGGAAUACCCGGUCCUAGGGGAAUAGAAGGAGUUCCGGGAUUUCCAGGACGAAAGGGUGAAGUCGGAGAACUUGGUUUUGCUAUAAGUCCAAAAGGCCAAUCUGGUGAUCGCGGAAAUCCGGGCUAUAAUGGUUUAAAGGGCAUAGCAGGAGACACGGGAGACUCUGGAUCCAAUGGAUACAGAGGUUAUACUGGUGAAAUGGGAAUUAAAGGUGUACGGGGGGAUGAGGGGCCAACAGGUUCACAAGGCAAUUUGGGACUUAAAGGUAGUAAAGGUGAUAGAGGGGAUACGAUUUCUGCAGAAAUAGCGCGAGGUUCAAGGGGUGAUUCAGGCUAUGCUGGGUUUGAAGGGCAGCCAGGACGCCCUGGAUCACCUGGAAACUUUGGACAAAAUGGUAUUCCUGGAUCCAAAGGUGAAAAGGGUAACCCUGGUCCUUACGGGCUUCCUGGGAAUCCAGGCGAAAUAGGAGAAGUGGGAUUCCCGGGCUCGAGAGGUAUGAUAGGUUUAGAAGGAAACCGCGGUUUACCUGGCCCUCCUGGAUUACCUGCACCGCUACCGCCAUUACCCAAAUCGAGAGGAUUUACCUUCGCAGUACAUUCACAAAAGAGAACCAUUCCACAGUGUCCACCUGGAACAACGACUCUUUGGGAAGGAUACUCGUUACUACAUAUUGUUGCUAGUACUAAGGCUCAUGGACAAGAUUUAGGUGCCCCUGGAAGUUGCCUACAAAAAUUCUCAACAAUGCCUUUUAUGUUUUGUGACUUGAACCAACGAUGUAACUUUGCUCAAAGAGAAGACUACAGUUUUUGGCUUUCUACUCCAGAACCUAUGCCAAUGGCAAUGACACCCAUCGAAGCAAGAAAUGUACAAUCCUAUAUAUCCAGAUGCCAAGUAUGCGAGUCAUCAACAAGGUCCAUCGCAAUUCAUAGCCAAAGUAGCAUAACACCAAGUUGUCCACCUGACUGGGACGAGCUAUGGGUGGGAUACAGUUUCUUAAUGCAAACGGCUGGUAUGGAUGCAGCCGGCCAAAGUUUAAUAUCGCCGGGCUCGUGCCUACGCGAGUUUAGAUCACGGCCCGUCAUAGAAUGCAACGGACUCGGGCGGUGCAACUACUUUGCUACGGUGUUGUCAUACUGGCUUUCCGCAUUGGACCCCAGUGAGAUGUUCCAAAAACCCCGACAACAAACAUUGAAGGGCGAUAAAAUAUCGAAAAUCGGCAGAUGUGCGGUUUGUAUGAGGCGGCAACCAGGCCGGUCAAGCACCGUUCGCAGCGGCACGGCCUCAGUGGAGGCAGUCCCGAACGCAGUGCGCCGUCCCGGAGGGUACCGGCCGUACCGCUUACGUCCAGGACCAUACGGCCAAACGCGGUACGUGCGGGGCAGGCGUCGUCAUUGAAAAAUCAAUCACUAAACUACAGUAUCAACCAGGAACUCAUUACAACUUUAUGUACCUCCCAAUCCUAUAAGUUUAAGCAACUUAGUCAAAUGUAGAUAUUAUUUAAUAUUUUUAUCGUGACAAUACCUGUAGAUCUUUUUCCAUUUUCUACAUCCAAUCUAUCCGUAAUCUAUAAGGUUUAUAACAACUUUGCUUAGCAACUUAUUUACAGAUUAUACAGAUAGAUUGAAUGUAGAAAAUGGUCGUUAAUAAAAAAGUAAGAUAGGUAUACUUUACUUUUUUUCUAAGAUUCACAGGCAUUAUCAUGUUAACACUGCCAUACUCGAUAUAAAUGUUGAUUGGCCGAAGUGCCAUAUUAAAUAUAUUUUUAAAUAGUUUCAUUUUUCAGUAAAUAUAAAGUACUUACAUUGGGAUUCGCAAAUACACCGAAUAAAAAAACAAUUAUUAGUAAGUAGCAUUAUACCAGUAAUACAAUGUUAUUUUAAUAUGUUUUAUUCGUAGAACGAAUUAUUACCUAUACUAAAUAAUAAUAAGAAUUUAAAUACUUAAUCUUUAGAACAAUAACACAAUUUGCGAUCCGUCACACACCAGUUUUACCCACAAACAAUUUUAGACGAAACGAUAUCGAGCAUUUGAUGAGGAGACAACAAUAUAAAUUAUUGUCAAUUUUCGAAAUAUUUUUGAACUUUAUUUCUAUCGUAAUGCAGUGAGUGCACGGGUAAAUAGUACCUACUUUUCGUGUACCUCACAGUGAGUAAAACCAGUGGAUGGACGGCUUUUUUUCUAUACAACAUUAUGUAACGAAGGUAGGCAUUCGCAUAUUUAAUACCUACGAAGUCUGUAAAUAAAUACAUUUAAAUAGAUCAUAGAUAUUCUAGUGUAAAAAUAAACUAAUUAAUAUGAUCUCGUUUUAUUAUUAAUUUUAUAUCAAAUCCACAUCCUAUUCAGUGGCGUCUUUGUUGUGCAGAGCCUUGGAUUAAUUUA